This is a messenger RNA of Racocetra persica, 171 nucleotides long. Lineage: Eukaryota; Fungi; Glomeromycota; Glomeromycetes; Diversisporales; Gigasporaceae. The record is from the annotation of a GenBank genome assembly.
AUGGAAAGUGAUGACAACCCGGAAACAUAUGAAGAGCAGUUCUCAAGUGUUGCAGUAUGUGAAAAUAGCUUGGUUGAAACGGUGGAUCCUUCAGUAGUCGAACAUGAAAUGCAGUCUUUAAGUAUUGUGGGAUGUGAGCAGAAUUUGGUUGAAACGGUGGAUCCUCCAGUG